Molecule: messenger RNA, 2421 nt
Organism: Durusdinium trenchii
Lineage: Eukaryota; Dinophyceae; Suessiales; Symbiodiniaceae
Source: the annotation of a GenBank genome assembly
AUGGCCUUCGGCUUCUUCGCUCGAAGGAGGCGCCACGGGUACUCCGAGGCCGUAGCGAUGCCCGACCGAACCCAACUAGUCAAGAUCAAGUUGUGCAAUGGAAUUCUGCUCGGCCUUGCCGCUGCGUCGAUCAACCUCAAGGCGUUCUUGGAGGGACCCUGUCGAAGCUGCUUGGACCGGAGCAUGAUGAAAUUCGGUCGAAGCGCAGGUCAGUGGCUUCUGGUGAAUGAACCUGGUGAAGGGCCUUUGGCCGAGCGCACCGCCCAAGAGGUGCGGAAGUCCCUCCACGGGUUGGAGGUCUCCGCACUGGCAGUGGUGGACCUGGCGCCCCACAGUGGUGCUGCCAACUUUGAGGUUCUUCUGGAGCGCUUCCAGGUGGCAUUGACCCAAGCCGCGGUGGAGGAGAUUCAGCGCGCCGACUGGCGGACGGCGCUUCAGCUCUUCGAGGACGGCGCCUCACUGCGACUGGACGCCUUCGUGUAUGGCGUGUUGGCCAAUGUUUGCGCCAAAUCCAGCCAAUGGCAACAAGCGUUACUUUGCUUGCACCACAUGCUGCAUCAAAGCUUGCAGUCGGACACAGUGGUCUUCAAUGCUGCCAUCAGUUCCUGCGAGAAAGCUCAGCAGUGGCCCAACGCCUUGGCUUUGCUCCAGCUCAUGUCGGAGAUGCGAUACGAAGCGGAUCUCAUUUCCCAGAACGCGGCUCUGGCAGCUUUGGGCUCGGCCGGUGAAUGGCUUCAGGCGCUGCAGCAGUUUGAAGACCUGCCGUCGGUCCACUUGGAAGGAAACGACGUCACGUACAGCUCCACGAUGAAUGCAGUGGCCAGAGUUGGGCUUUGGAGGACCGCUGAGCAGCUGUGGUCCAACUUAGAGGUUCAAAACUUGGAGCAGAGCGUGGUGGCGUGCAAUGUCGCCAUCACGGCCUGCGAGAGGGGCAAUCAAUGGACCGAGGCACUCGGCUUUUUGCAGAAGAUUUGGGAGAACUCUUUGGAGCCGACGGUGGUGACUGUGGGCGCAUGCACCAGCGCCUGUGAAGCCUCUUGGAGAACUGCUUUGGCAUUGCCCUUUGACAUGAACAUCGUGGCACUCAACGCGGUCAUCAGCGCGUGUGGCAAAGACGGCCAAUGGGACAUCGCCUUGCACGUUUUUCGUAGCGUGAAGACCUUGCAGCUGGAACCAACCUUGGUCACAUACAACGCCGCCCUCGACGCGUGCGAAAAACGUGCCCUCUGGGAGCUCGCGCUGUUGAUUUUGGACGAAGCCAUCCGGAUCUUUCCACCCAAUGUCAUCACAUGCAGCGCUGUGAUCAGUGCGUGCGAGAAGGGCCAGGCUUGGCCCGUAGCCCUGCAGCUCUUUCUGGACAUGAGCAAGCUGCUCUUGAAGCCCAAUGUCAUCACCUAUGGUUCCAUGAUCAGCGCCUAUGGAAGAGCUGAGCAGUGGGAUUCAGCACUGGAUCUUCUCCAUGCUCUGCAGACUAGGGAGCUCCGUCCAAACCAUGCAGCGUAUGACAUCGCCGUCACUGCCUGUGAACAAGGACAGCAAUGGCAGCCAGCGUUCAACUUGCUCGGUUCCUUGCAGGCAGCUGAGUUGGAGGCAGAUGCCAUGCCCUUCAUUACAGCCGCCCGGGCGACGGCUCGUCCCUGGCCGAGCGGUGUGGCGCUGCUGUCACUGCUUCGAGGUCGAGGCGUCCAGUGCCAGGCGGGAGUCGGAGAUGAUUGGCCUGUCUCACUGGCGAUGCUGUCAGAACGUCAACUUCGACCUGAUGCAGUAAUUCUUCGUAGCUUCGCAUGGCCAAAAGCACUGCAGUUGGCAGAGGCCAUCUUGGAUCGGAGCGUUUUCCUGAGGACCAUGCUCCCCAUGUGCGAAGAUGGCUUGCAGUGGCGAGGCGUGCUUUCCUCGCUGGUCAGCAACACCUUUGAGCUCAGGUCAGGCUGCAGCUCUUUGAUGAGGACCUGUGAGAGCUGGCUGCAGUCUCUCAACUUGUUGCAGACUGCACGGAUUUGGAGGGCCAGGUCCACGGUGCUGCUGUACAGUGCCGCGAUGAACACCUGCGAAGAGCCAGCAACACCCACCGAGAGGCUGUCCGAAGUCUCUCAAGAUAGGCCCUCCCAGCUUUGGCGUGUGGCCACGGCCCUUCUGAUGGACAUGCAGCAGGCUGAGGUGCUCCCGAACCUCAUCACGAUUGGAGCUCUCGUUGGGGUCUACGGCGGCUCCAGUCAGCUUCAGCGGGGCGUGGAGCUCUUUCAGCAGACGUCAGCAGAUCUGGUGCUGUACAACAUCCUCAUCAGCGCCUGCCGGGAGAACUCCAAAACAGAGGAGGCAGGACUUGCCAGAGUUGCAAGAGAGUUCACUGCAGCCCUCCGUCAUCAGCUUCAACCACCUGAUCGCUUGCUGCGAGUCGAAGAAUGCCCCGCGGGCCCUUGA